AUGAGCCCUUCGCCCAGGCUGCUGUUUGCCAUGUUCGCCACGGCCACAUCACCGUGCCCGAAUCCAGGAGGUGGUUGCAACCAUUCGCAUCUUCGAGCGAUGAUGCGCCCGUUUUUGGAUGGUCUUGUCCAGCAAUGGGAUGCCAAUGGCUCCUCGGCAUCAGUACUGUACUUUAUGCCACUCAAUCUGUCGUUUUCACUCAUCACAUUCACCAUGCUCCCUCUCUCCCUCUUUGUUUCUCGGGUUCUACAAGGCUGGACAUGCGCAGGUCUGAAGAAAGGCCGGACUAUCCUCCUUCAUGGGUUUGGCCGAAAAGCGGUGCCCGCAAGUACCCCCACGGCCAUGGGAACGUAUGCCCGCGACCUCUUGGGCCGAAGACCAUAA
Puccinia triticina is the source of this 384-nucleotide messenger RNA. RefSeq lists its product as uncharacterized. NCBI's taxonomy places the organism in Eukaryota, Fungi, Basidiomycota, Pucciniomycetes, Pucciniales, Pucciniaceae. The transcript has a single exon. Bases 1 to 384 code for a protein of 127 amino acids. The record is from RefSeq and is a predicted model, not a curated record.